Molecule: messenger RNA, 636 nt
Organism: Saccostrea echinata
Lineage: Eukaryota; Metazoa; Mollusca; Bivalvia; Ostreida; Ostreidae
Exons: 4
Coding region: 4-594 (196 amino acids)
Source: RefSeq, a predicted model, not a curated record
UCAAUGGCAGUACUUACGACAAUGAGCAUUCUUUUGCUGUGUUGUUUGUUAUGUUUUGUGUAUGUCGAUUCAUUUCUCUAUGCUUCUGUUCCUUGGACUGUAAUAAUUUUCGAUGACAUCGAAAACGAUGCAUCUGGGAACUAUUACACGCCGUUCAUGGAAAAUCGACCCUUGGGGCCAGUGAACAACAGGAGGAGGAGACCCCCACCUCCUGUAGGCAACUUGAGACCCCCGAUUCCCAUGGGCAACUUGAGACCUCUGCAAAGGAUGGCUCCAAACAAUAUGAACAUUCCCAGACGGGAAGCGGUUACACCCGUAAAUACUGUCAAGUACAUCUCUCCAUACCCUAGUACACCUUAUUGUCCUGUUGGACAACAGUACGUUUAUUUGCCGCCCACUCUGGAUGGUGAUGCUGUAGCGUCGAUCUGUCCCCUGAACAAUCCUGUGCAUCCCUUAUGUAGAUGCCAAACAGGGUGUCGACAUAAAAACUUCUUUAUCCCCUAUGGCACGUCAAUAAUGGUUGAUAAAUGUGGAAACAAAUGCUACUGUAAUAGCUUAAAUGGAGAGGUGGAAUGCGAAUUCGACAGUUGUUAAGGGACACUUCUUUGCUGUGCUUCCGUAAAUGCUAGUCGGAAA